Messenger RNA from Dacryopinax primogenitus, 408 nucleotides. RefSeq lists its product as uncharacterized. The record is from RefSeq and is a predicted model, not a curated record. Lineage: Eukaryota; Fungi; Basidiomycota; Dacrymycetes; Dacrymycetales; Dacrymycetaceae. The annotation marks the transcript as partial. The transcript has a single exon.
AUGGGCGAGUUCGGUCAGGAACCAGAGAAACGACCCCAAUUCGGCGACCGGUGGAAUGCAUCUGCUCCGCAAGAUGAAAUACUGUCUCUUGGCAGGGUCGAGGAGAUGAAGGAAAAACUAGAAGCGGCUCGGACCGUUGUUUUGGCCCUCGAACUGGCCCUCCAGACUGAGAAGAACAUUCUGUUCCGAUUGCGCGCCCGACGAGCACCUAUUACACGCCUCCCAGACGACGUCCUCUCACUCAUCUUUGCUCACGGGGCAGACAUUCUUCAGCCACUAGUGAGCAGCGAUGAAGAGAAGGCCCCUCGAACCCGCCGUCCACCAUUCCAGCUCGUCUGUGCCCAGGUCUGCGAUCGAUGGCGACGUGUCGCGUUCCAUACCGCCGAGGUCUGGUCUAGUUUCCGUAUC